AUGAAGUCUCCAUAUUCGGGAUGGCUCUGCGAUGACUCAGUGACCAGUUCGCAGAUUCGGCUGGCUGCGAAACGUCCAUCCCACUUGACCGAAACUCAGGCCAUCCUGGACUAUUUCUAUAACAUGAUGUGGCUAUCCAAAGUCAAAGACAAUCUCAGGCUCUUAGCGAUCAUGGUAUCAUAUGGCUUCAAACGACAAUCGAAGGCCGUAACUCUGCUCACUAUACCCUGUUUUACAACUAGAAACCUGCAACUCGUCUCGAAAGCAUUCCUCGAUAACCAUGGUUUCUAUAUCUGGCCUGAACAUGCAGCUGCGCGCGGCCAUUUGGACCCACCUCAAAGCUCAGACUUAUCACAACUGAGUUUUGAUUUUUGGAAUAUGACCAGACGUCGUCCACAGCAUCAUUCUCAAGGUCCCAUCUACGCCACAGACGCGAGAAAUCCGGGAAAGGUGAAGAGAGAGGGCACAAAGAGGUAUCGUAAUGAGACGGAGGAGAUCCUAGAUGUACAAUUAUGGGAUGGAGCGAGCACCUCUAUUGCUGAGCAGCUGAGCCACUUCAAGAGGAUUGCUAAUUUUUCUUUACUGACAGACACUCCAAGCUUGGUGAGAUUAUACAGGAAUUUGAUUGGUGAGCUUCCCGACGAAGCAGAGCUCGAGCGACUUCGGGACCAAGUCAUCGGCGGUAUGUGGAGGUUGAAUGAAGACAUCCGUAACGCGGAAUUGCAAUCCUUCGGCAAAAAACCGAAAUGUUCGACGCUACGUUACAUGGAAUACUGUGUCAUUCUUUGGACAGCACAGCAUCCGAUGCUUGGAACCGUGGUAAUUAGUACGAGGAGUUGA
Pseudocercospora fijiensis CIRAD86 is the source of this 840-nucleotide messenger RNA. RefSeq lists its product as uncharacterized. The coding region runs from base 1 to 840 and encodes 279 amino acids. The transcript is spliced from 8 exons. Lineage: Eukaryota; Fungi; Ascomycota; Dothideomycetes; Mycosphaerellales; Mycosphaerellaceae. The record is from RefSeq and is a predicted model, not a curated record.